AUGGCCUCCAGAUAUGCAGCUGCGCGACCGAAACGUGCUGGUGAGGAAUUUGCCCGCUCACAUCGUAAUGAAAAUGAGGAUGGCCCUUCAAAGAAACCAAAAUUUGACUUGAGAAAUCCAUCCGCUUUGGUAGCUGAUGAACCCGAGGAGGAUGCGGUUCUGGACGCAGAUGUUAUUGGGAGUCGAGGGACGGGUACUAAGAGAGGGGCUGUCAAUAUCGAUGGUUAUGAUUCAGAUUCUGACAAUGAAGGCUUUGAUGCGCGCGCAGACGAAAGAGCUAGAGCAAAGAAGGGUGAUGUAAAUUUGGCAGAAGCGCUAGAUGGGUAUAACAAGGAAAAUUUCGGUGGGGCGAACGGGAAGACGGAUAUAGAGGAAGAUGCCGACAUGUUUGCAGACUUGGAAGACGAAUUUGGAAACGGCAAUGAGGACAAGAGUGAGCUAAAGGCUCGGAAGAAACAGAAAGAAGUACGGUUUUUAAAGGAAGAUGAGAUUGAGGGCCAGGUCUUAGGUAGCAAGAGCGGAGGUCAUGUAUCGGGGAAUUUCACAUUGGAUCCGAAAGGGAAAUUGUCGACACAUGCAAUGGACGACCAAGAAAGCAGUGAUGAUGAGGAAGAUGCCGUAUUAGCCGCGCAAGAAGAAGAUGUGGACGAGGAGGUUGGCGCUGGUGGACUGAAGAGGAAUGCUCCCAAAGUUGAUGCGUUCAACAUGAAAGCUGAACAGGAAGAAGGUAAAUUUGAUGCGAAUGGCAACUUUGUGCGAAAUGCGGCAGAUCGAGAUGCAGUGCACGACAGUUGGCUGGAAGGAAUUAGUAAGAAGGAGAUGAAGAAAGCUGCAGAAGCACACGAAAAACGGGAGGAGGAGCGACGGCAAAAGAGGCUGGAAGAUGAUGCCAUGUUGCUGUCAGAUAUUUUACGAACAUUAAUACUACAACUGGAGAAGAGCGAGACCGUUCUCGAGGCACUCGCUAGACUUGGUAGGGGCCAAGCGAAAACGAAGAAAAUACCAAAAUGGAAAUUGAAAAAGCAACAGCAGAAAGAUGAUUCUAUGGAUGUGGAUGCUGGAAAGGCUGAAGAUCUGGAACAGGUUAGGAUACGAGAGGCUAUCAAUGCUAUUACAGGAGCGGCCGAUCAACUACUCAUAAGAGGGCAAACGGAUGUUUAUGAGCAGGAGAGAGAAAUGCUUAUACGUCAAUAUGGGAGAGAGACUGGAGAAGACUGGGUAGAACCGCCGGGAGAAGUGGCUAUGGACCAAGAGCACAGCUCGAAGGCCACCAAAAUGUGGGAGUAUAGAUGGACUGAUGGUCGUGAUGGCGCUGCUAAGCAAGGCCCGUUUGAUGGUCAAACGAUGGUAGCAUGGCAGGAUGCGGGCUACUUUGGCGAGGGUGUCGAGUUCAGGAGAGUUGGGCAAGAGGGUGGUUGGAGCAGAGUUGUGGAUUUUGUAUGA
Messenger RNA from Sclerotinia sclerotiorum 1980 UF-70, 1443 nucleotides. RefSeq lists its product as hypothetical. Bases 1 to 1443 code for a protein of 480 amino acids. The record is from RefSeq and is a predicted model, not a curated record. Gene Ontology annotation, molecular function: protein binding. The transcript has a single exon. Gene Ontology annotation, cellular component: U5 snRNP. Lineage: Eukaryota; Fungi; Ascomycota; Leotiomycetes; Helotiales; Sclerotiniaceae.